Pichia kudriavzevii is the source of this 1059-nucleotide messenger RNA. RefSeq lists its product as uncharacterized. Lineage: Eukaryota; Fungi; Ascomycota; Pichiomycetes; Pichiales; Pichiaceae. Gene Ontology annotation, cellular component: membrane. The transcript has a single exon. The record is from RefSeq and is a predicted model, not a curated record. The coding region runs from base 1 to 1059 and encodes 352 amino acids. Gene Ontology annotation, molecular function: serine-type endopeptidase activity.
AUGUUUCGUGCUGGAUUUUUCUAUUUGAAAUUGGUGAAUCCUGCAGCUGGUCCAACACUGUCAGGGUCGCUCAAAAAAUCCAUAUUUCCAGGUUUUAUCAAUAAAAGAACUGCGUCAUUUUCUGGGAAUACAACAACUGGAACAAGAACUUUCACUACGUUCCCAGCACACAACGAUGGGUUGACACGUAAAAUCCUAAGAACCCAAGUAGUUUCCAAAUAUUUAGGACCACUUACACAGAAAAGGUUGGCCACACAUUCUCAAUUAGGCAGAAAUGGUUAUUCAUAUAGAGAACCAAGAUACAAUAAUGUUCAAAAUAACAUUAUCAAGCCAUUUAUUUUUGUUACUAUAUUUACGGUUGCAACAUACUUUGCAAUACCAUUUCUCUUUGAACAUACACCGAUGUCUUACUUCAAGACACAUCCUACACACCUAGUAUGGACAAUUCUUGGUUUAAAUGCAAUAGUUUUCGGUUUAUGGCAAAUAAGAUUUUCAAAUGCAUACCUAUACAAGACCCUUGAAAACUAUUUUGUCAUGGACAGAUCAGCUUUAACGCGUACAUCCAACUGGUCUCUGAUUUUGUCGUCUUUCUCUCAUCAAGAGCCAUUUCAUUUGCUAGUCAAUAUGGGUUGUUUGUAUUCCUUCUCCGGUACUAUGAUCUCAAUGCUUGGUAUCACAGGAUUUUCGAGUCUGUAUCUAAUUUCUGGUGCAUGGGCAUCAUUCUUUUCAUUAGCUUAUUCACAAAUCUUCCGCUAUUUUGGUAGGUCACUGGGUGCAUCUGGUUCAAUUGCUGGUGUUUUCACCACAUUUGCAACAAUGUUCCCAAAUGCAGGUAUCUCGUUCUUUUUCAUACCCGUCCCUGGUGGUGCAGCUGUUGCAGCAGGCUUAUUCGCAUUAUACAAUGUUGCCGGGUGUUUACUAAAGUGGGGCAGUUUUGAUUAUGCUGCACACCUUGGUGGUAUGUGGGUCGGUUUCCUUUGGGGAAUAUUCUUGAAGUGGAAGUUAGAAAAACAGGAAGAAGAAAGACGGAAGAAGUUGAGAAGUUAUGGUUGGAGGUAA